UUGUGCACUGCACUCCUCAGCCUAAAGUAGUAACAAUAAUUCACCCAAGAAGUGGUGAAAGAAACACAAACUAGAAAAAAAGGACAAACAAAACCAAAAAUGAUGGUGCAAGUGGGAGAGUGUUACUAGAUUUUACUUUUGGGUUUCUAAGUGAGUGCCCAUUUUCCUUGUUUCCUUUCUUUGCGAUACAAAGCCAAGUCUUGAGUUAGUGGGCAAUUACUCACUAUUCCUGUUUUUCCGGUCUCGAAUUCAGUGCUGCUUCUUUUUUUCUCUCUUCACUGAGGAAUUUCAGUUUCUCUUUUUUAUGCUAUAUAUAUGAGGAGGUGGCCAUUCUUGCUGAAUCUCUUCUUGGGUCUCUUGCUUUUGCUUCAACCAUGUCCUUGUCUUGCUGCUUCUCCCAUUCUCCAUUGCCAUUAAAGAUUAAGCACUUGGGGAAGCCUAUUAAACCUUGUGGCACGGUUUGUAAGAGGCAACCUUUUACUGUCAUAAGCAAUGGUGUUGAGCUUUGUAACAACCGGAUUGUGAAAACUAGAGUCAAUUUAGUUGGAGAUUGGAGUUUCAUAAGAGGAUCCAGAGUUGUUGCCAAACCAAAUGCUACACGACCGGUUCAUUAUCCGAAAAGCAGCCGAAUACAAGCUUCCUGGUUCGACGGAUCCCAACUAGUGAGCAGUGUAUUUACACUGGGAACAGUUGCAGUGCUCCCAUUUUACACACUAAUGGUUCUUGCUCCAAAAUCUGACCUAACUAAGCAGUGUAUGGAAAGUAACAUACCAUAUGUAGUGCUUGGCAUUCUAUAUGCAUAUUUGUUGUAUCUUUCAUGGACUCCAGAGACAGUAAAAUUGAUUUUUGCAAGUAAAUACUUGCUGCCAGAGCUCUCUAGUAUAGGGAAGAUGUUCUCUAGUGAAUUGACUUUAGCCUCUGCAUGGAUUCACUUACUGGUUGUUGAUCUCUUUGCUGCAAGGCAAGUUUUUGAAGAUGGACAACAGAAUAAGAGGGGCAUGGCUUGUAGAUGAUGGCACACACAUGCAUGCAAACAUAGAUUUCAUGUGAAUUUCAUAAGUCUUGUAUGAGUUGAACUGCAAAAUUUUAUGGCCAUUUCUGCUUCAAUCCAAAUCAAAAGUGUGUAAUUUACCAA
This is a messenger RNA of Arachis duranensis, 1135 nucleotides long. Its product is annotated as protein ABA DEFICIENT 4, chloroplastic. The transcript is spliced from 6 exons. NCBI's taxonomy places the organism in Eukaryota, Viridiplantae, Streptophyta, Magnoliopsida, Fabales, Fabaceae. The record is from RefSeq and is a predicted model, not a curated record. Bases 375 to 1013 code for a protein of 212 amino acids.